Oikopleura dioica is the source of this 1236-nucleotide messenger RNA. Lineage: Eukaryota; Metazoa; Chordata; Appendicularia; Copelata; Oikopleuridae. The record is from the annotation of a GenBank genome assembly.
AUGAGACUGGAGGAAUUUGACGUGAGGAAAAAGAUAUCCAAAGGAGCAUUCGGUGAUGUUUACCUUGCGAAGCACAACGGACAGUACUAUGCUCUGAAAGCAAUCGACAAGGACAACAUCUACCGAAAGAAUAUGCUGAAUGAGAUUGUCGCUGAAAAAGACAUUCUAUCACAGUUGUCAGCGCCGUUUGUGGUCCAAAUGACUUACUGUUUCCAGUCGACGAAUUUGAUCUACUUUGCCAUGGAGUAUUGCUGCGGUGGAGACUUACAGGGCCUUCUCAAAGGAGUUCAAUAUUUUGAAGAGCCAGAGGCCGUGUAUUACAUAACACAAAUCGCAGUCGGACUACGUUUUCUCCACGAGCGCGGUAUCAUCCACCGCGAUCUCAAACCAGCGAAUAUUCUGUUAACGGCAAACGGCACGGUCAAAUUGUCUGAUUUCGGUUUGGCGGCCAAGUCGACCCAAUACCGCAGGCGGAAAGUCUUUGGAACACCUGGACAAGUGAGAUCUUUCAAACAGAGACUCAUUCUACGCGGAGUGUUACCAGAGAAAACACCAGCGCUGAUCGGUAAAACAAGAACACAACAUGCUGGCGGAGACGGGCCUCCUAUCCCUUUGGAAAUGGGCUCGAGCGACGAAGAGGCAGACUCAAAGGAUCCUUUUUCGGAAGACAACAUGAUUGUAUCGAAAGAAGGAACGCCAAAAACACCUGUUUCCGCUGGCAGACGCUCCACCGGCGACAACAUGAGCUCGACAACUCCCAGCAGACAUAUGCGUCGUCUGAGCUCCGCUACAAAGGUCGACAUGUGCGAGUACACGCCUUCGAAGAUGGUCGGUAGUCCAAACUACAUGUCCCCGGAGCUAGUGCAGGAUCAUAAAGUUUGUUCGAUGAGUGACUGCUGGUCACUUGGUGCUGUUUUAUUUGAGUUUUGUCUUGGCUUGCCUCCGUUUUACUCAGACACAGUUGAUGAGGUCUUUGAUAAAGUCAAAAAAGGCGAUGUGGAUUGGGAAGAGGCGAGCGAGUUCUUGAGCGAGCAGAUGAAAAAUCUUCUACAAAAGCUUCUACAACUGACGCCGAACGAUCGUCUCUCAGCGGGUGAAAUUCUACAACAUCCAGUCAUCAAUGAGUAUUUUGGCGAGAGAUCAACACUCGAAGAAACGAUUCAAAAAGUCAAGGAUGCUGAACCACCUGUAACGCCGGAAUUAGACGACCCAGAGGAUCUUUUGUACUUUCAAUGA